Mauremys reevesii (Reeves's turtle) is the source of this 1932-nucleotide messenger RNA. Its product is annotated as uroplakin-3b-like. Lineage: Eukaryota; Metazoa; Chordata; Testudines; Geoemydidae. The transcript is spliced from 6 exons. The record is from RefSeq and is a predicted model, not a curated record. The coding region runs from base 67 to 822 and encodes 251 amino acids.
UCCUCUCGGCACAACCGCGCCAGCUGCUGAGCCGCCGAGAGCCCCGCUCCACCAGCUGCCGCCGGGAUGCCCCUCCUGCUGGCACUACUCCUGCUGGCCACCGCCACCUGCCCCGUGAGAGGCCAAGUCGCCACCAUUGACUAUGAGCCUGCAAUCGCUGCCCUGGCGCUGGAAGGGCGCAUCACUUCUUCCACCUUCGUCCUGGAGCAGCCCCGCUGUGUCUUCAACGACACUGUUAGCGACACCGACGAGAUCUGGCUGGUGGUUUCCCUCAGUAGCGCGAUAUCCAGUUUCACCAAUCCCACCUCCCUGCAAAGCCUCCCUUCCUUCCAGAAGUUCCCAGGGACCCCCAAUUACAUGACCAUGGGCACCUCCUCCUUAAACUACCCCUGUGGAAAGAGCUCGGGCCAGAUCACGGUGCUGCGCGUCGGGAACGAAACCGCCUGCGUCUCGGAGAAAUCAAGACCAGAUUGCAACGGCCCCCUGCCUGGCCCAGGGCCCUACAGAGUGAAGUUCCUUGCGAUGAGUCCUGCAACUGGCCCCAAGGCCGAGACAAAGUGGUCAGCCCCCAUCACGCUGAAAACAGUGAAGGACCCCGCCCUCAUUGACACCUGGCCCGGAAGGCGCAGCGCGGGUAUGAUCGUCAUCACCACCAUCCUCUCCAUCCUCCUGGCCAUCCUGCUGGCCUGCUUCAUCGCCGCGCUGGUCUAUGGAUGUUCGGACAUUUCCGAGAGCGCGGAGAUUAUGGGCAAGCAGGACCCGGUGACAGUGAAGCGAUACAACACCCACCAUAUCUACGACCAGCCUGCUUUCAAGAACUGAGGCCCUCCCGCGAGACAGCCACCCCCUGCUACAACCCUGUCCCGUCACGUGGGAGCUCCUCGGCCGACUCUCCGGCACAGCCUGUGUGCGCCGUGAACAGCACCGGGAGAGGCGGGGACCCAGGGGCAGUGAUCCUGGUGGAACUCCCCCGCUUCUCCGCAGAAAUAGUGCCAGUACCAGCCGAGAGCCCUUCCCCCCUGCUCCUGCCAGGCUGUUUCUGCUCCCUCCCUUCCUCUCUCUGCUGCAUUCGUUAGCCGAGCUGAGUCCCAAGCCCCAAACCCAAACCCUCCAGUCCCAAGCUGCAGACUCAGAACCAGGUCCUCCUCCUAGUGCUGAGCCGCCGAUCGCCCCCGACCUCCCAGGGGAGAUUUGACGUUGGCGUCCAUCUCUUGGGCUCGGGCGCUGUGUCGAGAACCCAGUAGCCUGGGGCCAGUGUUAUUUCCAAGCCUGCGGUGCUUGAACCCAGGGGUCAGUGGCCCCCUGUGGUUCUCUGGCUGCAGAGGGCUCAUCCUCCAGGCUGGAACGCCACUCCUAAUCCCCUGUCUGAAUCCAGCCGGCCACGUUCCCUGGCUGCCCCGAAGUCCGCUGGGGGCCACGUCCGUGCCACCAAUUUUGGUGCCCCAUUUCCCAUGGGAGAGCACUAGCCCGCCUGGAGUGGGUAUGGUCCUGUGUGAUCAGACAGGCUCAGCCCAGACAAUAAGGAUCCCCUCACAGAGUCCACUCCAGCCAGGCAUGGAAAUCCAGACCGGGAGAUAACGGGGGCUCCCACAGGUGAGGCACAUUAACUCCCCCAAGUGUUAGCCUUAAAGUGGGGAGGCCUCUGGGAAUAACGGAGAAGCCGGACUGGAUUUCCAUGUGCUGCGGGAAUGGAUUCUGCCUGCAGUUUGUAGGAUCCUCAGCAAGGUACCUUAACCCCCACUUUAAAAGGGUUUGGGGGGUGGGGGGGUGGUUCAAAGGAAGCUCAGGAAGUUGGCCACCCUGCACCCUGGAAUUUCACUGGGUCUCGGGCCCCUCAAUCCCAGCCAGCGUUCCCAGGGAGGCAGAGGCCAGGCCCGUGCGGCAGGGCCAUUCCCCGUCUGCUUUUUCAAACGAACAAUUAAAACCGACUGU